Messenger RNA from Plodia interpunctella (Indianmeal moth), 4081 nucleotides. RefSeq names its product phospholipase A1-like. Gene Ontology annotation, biological process: lipid catabolic process. The coding region runs from base 1134 to 2372 and encodes 412 amino acids. Lineage: Eukaryota; Metazoa; Arthropoda; Insecta; Lepidoptera; Pyralidae. The record is from RefSeq and is a predicted model, not a curated record. Gene Ontology annotation, molecular function: lipase activity. The transcript is spliced from 9 exons.
UUAGCGGAAUCGAUAACUCGGACAACACAAUACAAUACCAUACUUUUGAGAGUGUAAAAAAUAUAUCCCCUUAGCUUUGGAUCGAGGCUAUUAUAAUUUCAAACAAAAAAUCCAAAACAAAAUCAACUCGUGCGUGGAACUAAAUGGCGCAGCACCAUAUGUACAGAUACACUCUUUCUCGGUUAUUCAACCAACCAUUGUACCCUUUGUAUUAUUUAAGCCUAACAUGUUAUGUUGUUAUAAUUAUUUUCACCACACGCUAGUUUUAAUUUAUAUUUAUAUUUUAUUUAUAGGUCAACUAUUUAAACACUGUUUAUGUGUCAAUAAAUAAAAUUAAAGAUACACAUCCUAACUUCUACGCCUAUAUUUGCGUUGGGAGGUAAAGAGAUAUACGUUAGGAGAUAUACCUACUCGUACUGAACUACGUUGUCAAUGAGAGGGAAUUUAAUUUAUUUUUAUACCCUUUAAACAUCUAUUAACGUUCGAACCAGUUCCGAUAAAGACGUAAAUUGUAUUUAUGUCACCAUAACAUUUACAUGAAUUAGACAUAAAUUAAAAUCUUAAAAUAGACUUAUCGACUCCUAAAAAGGAGGCUAUCAAUUCGAAUGUAUAAAAUUUUAUGUUCAUCUGGUUAAUAUGGCAAUCGAACAAGAUAUUAGAGAUAAAUUAUGCAUGCCUCUGCGAUCUAUAACGAUUAUCGCGCCGGACACAGGAGGUCGCGGGUUUGAUUCCCGAUCAGGUGAAGAUGGAAAAGAAUAUAUUUCAGAUUGACCUAUCUGUCAUCUUAUCUUCCGUGUCUUGGGAUUUUAUCUAAAUAUGAAAAAAAGCGUUGAAGUCUAAGGUAUAAAAACCCAAGCCUAACUUACAAAUGUUAAGUUAGGGCUUAGAGGCGUCACAGCCGACAGUGAAAUACUGGAACCGGGAUCACGCUCGAGAGAGGUUCCUGUGGGAUUCGAACCCGCGUCUUCAAAGUCACGACGAACAGUAGCUUAAGGAGAAAGUAAUGGUAGGCCCAACUAUUAUCGACCGGAUACGAUAAGAUCCUAUUAGGGUCAUAAAAUUGUAUAAAUACAAUAUAAAAAGGCAAUUAGUGUUGAAAAACACCAGUUUCAUUGCUGGUUACAUGCAAGAUAAUGGACAUCAUCAAAGCCGUCAUAAUUCUCACGGCGAUCUCCUUCACCGGCUGUCAAGAAGAUCAGUCAAGACGCAACGUUGAUCAGGAAGAAUAUCUUCACAUAAAAAUCAAUAACGGAGAAGAACAUCAAUUCAAAAGUAACGAUGGAGAAGAUAACCAAUCCAGCAUCAGUGAUGGGCAGAAUGGUCAGUCCAGCAGCGAUAUCGGAGUGCAGGCGGACUUUGCUGAAAUUCCAAUGGCGGUGAUCAAAGCUAUCACCAGUGCUGUUUUCACAGCGUGUGACCAGGUGAAGCUCCUUCAGGGGGUGACCUACGAACAACUCGCAGGCAAAAACGAACCUGAUGUCAACGCUCUAACUCUCAAAUACGUCUCACGUGAUAACGAAAGUCGCACGUACAAUAUAAACUCAGCCGCGCAAGCCAUAGUCGAGGAGGCGCGCACUUUCUCCCCAGAUGAGAAGCUGUUUAUCUACAUUCACGGGUUCACCUCCAGUCCAAGGGAGUCAGAUUUUGGGAAUGUAAGCCAAGCGCUGUUUGUUAAAGGCAUACACCACGUCAUGGCGCUGGACGCGGGUUUCCUGAUCGACUGGUGGUACCUGCGAUCCACCAGCUAUGUCCGCUUCAUAGGGCAGAAGCUUGGAGACGUGCUGGCUGCUUUGGUCAACAAUGGUAUCAGCGCGUCCUCCAUCCACAUAAUCGGGCACAGCUUGGGCUCACACAUGGCCAGCUUCACCGGCAAGAAGUUCAGACAGCUCACGGGCCGGCUGGUCGGCCGCAUCACCGGGCUCGACCCGGCCGGGCCGUGCUUCACGCAGGGGGACAAGGAGCUGAGGUUACAGGCGUCGGAUGCAGAAUUUGUAGACGCCAUUCACACAAAUGCAGGAGUGCUGGGAAUUGAAGAGCCAGUUGGUCACGUGGACUACUACCCCAACGGUGGGUCAGCCCAACCAGGCUGCAACCUGUCUCCAGGGUGUUGCCACGGGAUGUCAUGGCUGUUCUUCUGUGAGUCCGUGCUCAAUGAGCAGGCGUUCCCGGCUGUCGAGUGCAACAGUUGGGACGAUUUCAAGUUUGGGAAGUGUUUGAAGAACAUCAGCUACAUGGGCUUCGCAUCCAAGCCCACAGUUAGGGGGAAGUACUACCUCCAAACGAACGGCGUCUCUCCGUUCAGUCUCGGCGACAGAGGACUCAAGUAUGAAGAGAAGACAUUCACACAUACCAUUACCGAAGCGCUGUUUUGAUGUCGCCAAUAAUAGGCUACCGGUCAAAAUUAAUGGACAACACUCAACGGCCCACGCUAAGCACCAAGCUUGUAUCGCAAGUCCGAUGGACACGAACACAGAAAGGGAACAAAGCACAUUCAGAAACAAAUAUUUGUGAUUUACCCGCCCUGGGAAUCCAGCAGUCGGGCGUGGUAGUGACAACACCACGGAGGUCGUCAAGUUGUUUGAUGCCAUUUUGAAGAAUCACAGAAUGAUCAUCACUGUUUUUCAAGAUGUAAAAAAAAACAAUGAACAUUUUUGAACGAUAUUUGGACUUGUCAAAAUAGUAAUAGCACCUCCGUAGGACAUUAUCGAGAUCAAGUUUAUUUGUUAGACAAAUUAAAAAAACGACGACUUUCAAUAUUCAUAUCGCUACAACUUCAUCUGAACCGAUUUUCAUGAAUCAUGGCCAAAAGAACACUCUGACACACAAAAAGAACACUCUAUGACACAAAAAAACUAAACGAAAAUCGGUUCAUCCGUUUGUGAGCUACGAUGCCUCAGACAGAUACACAGACAGACACGUUAAACUUAUAACACCGCUCUUUUUGCGUCGGGGGUUAAAAAUAAACUUUCCCAUAACGUUUGAGAUCUAAUAAAUUAAAUACGGGUAUUUAAUGUGCACGUACGUGAAAAGCGACAGUUAAAAAAUAGUUAUAAUCAACCUAGGUUUUAUACAGGCUGAGUAACAAGAUGAGUUUAUUAAUAAAUAUUUUAUGAUAAUAUUAUAGCACUUAGUUGCUCUGUGCCUUAUUUUUUAAAAUUUCUAACAUUCUAGUAUGUCGGUCUGUUGAUGGUAAAUUAAAAAAUAGUGUCAUUCCUGAGGAAGUGUUAGGUAUAUAAUUUAUUAUGAUUUUAUUAUAUAAAUAGUAAAAGUAUAUUUAAAGAAUGCAUUUCAAUUGUUAUGGCAUAGUUAGAAAAAAAAAGUUACAUACAGGGUUACUUUUAUCGAACGCAAAACCUCCUAAAGACUACUUGGGUUCAAAACAAGCAACUUUUAUUCUACGACUUUAAGUGAUUCGUACUUUUUUUAUUUCAUAUAAAAACAAUCAAUCUAAUUUGCGAUUCUAAACAAUUAAAUAUAAAAAGGGCAUAAGUCUUAAAAUAAAAAAAAAAUCAAUGAUUCGUGCGUAACCCGACGGCGCGGACUCAGAGUAGGCGCGUGCGCGUCAGCCAAUAGCGGUCAGCUCUGUUCGCGGGUAAUCAUGGCUAAAAUAUUUUCGCGCCGUACAAAAAUUAGACUUCUGCGCAGGUACAUCGGUGUAACUUAUAAAAGUGGUAGACCUGUACCUAUGUAGCGUAAUCGAACAUAGAGUUAACGUUUUUUUUAGAAACUACAACUAAAAAAGGAUUUUUUUUUUAUUACGGUUACACAAAAGUCGUAGAACAAAAGAUGUUAGUCUCUAUGUACCUUAUGCAUCUUUGGAAGGCUAUGCGUUAGAUACCAGUAACCCUGUAUAUUGCUGAAAACCGUACAAACAUUCGCCUGGUAGUUUUUGAGUUUAUACGUCUGUACAUAUAUUGUACCGUAACUAGACAUAGAUACCAUACAGACAGACGGGACAUGGGAGCGAAACCUUCUUUACAUAACUUAACAUUUUAAUAGUAAGUGGUGAUAAAAUAUUUAAAACGGAUAAGAAUUAUAUUCCAGGCUGCACUUUUCGAGUAAAUGUUUUAAAAAUAAAACG